This is a messenger RNA of Osmerus eperlanus (European smelt), 2155 nucleotides long. It is a transcript of the gene fam161b, whose product is annotated as FAM161 centrosomal protein B. Bases 367 to 2124 code for a protein of 585 amino acids. The transcript has 9 exons. The record is from RefSeq and is a predicted model, not a curated record. Gene Ontology annotation, cellular component: cilium. Gene Ontology annotation, biological process: cilium organization. NCBI's taxonomy places the organism in Eukaryota, Metazoa, Chordata, Actinopteri, Osmeriformes, Osmeridae.
UUGCACCAUUAUUGAUGUUGGAAUAGUUUAACUUAGUAUUGGAAUAAAAAAUGUUUUGCUGCUGUGGAUUGACGAUUAACUCAAAUAGACACGAAAUGUUUGGGUGGAGAUGGUGUUUGGUUUCCAUGGCAACCCUCGCACAGGCUGUGUUCGAAUGAGACCCUGUAAGAAGGGCGUGAUGUUGAAUUUGAUGAAAGUCGUGCUUCACUUAAACUGUUGAUAGAUUAGGGCGGUAAAAAAACAAACAAAAAAAACAUUACAACACACUGCGACACAGAGGCGGUAACUAAUUAUAAUACAUUUUCAUUACUGGCCAUAGGUGUUUGCUGUUUGUUUGGUAUAUAGCUGGGGCAAACGUCUGCUGGGAUGCAAGAGCAGAGAAACAUGGCAGAUCUGCAGGCUUUCCUGGAUGACGGCCUGAGAUCAGAGGAGCUGCUCCGGCUUCGCCUGCAGUCCCUGAAGGAGGCCAACACACAGCAGUUGCUGGAGGCAGAGAAGAGGCAGAGAGAAGCUCUGGAGAAGAGGAUUCAGCAGAACUCCAAGCUGUCUGCAGACACAGACGGGAUAUCUAGUGCUGAAAGACAACUCGAGGCGUUUUUCAACAGCCAGACCAGAUGGGCUGGACCGCGAACAACUAGAUCUGACUUGACCUCUAAUAAGGGAUCAAUCACAGGAACCUCCCAGCACAUCAAGCACACAGAGAGAUGCGUCACUGCCUCCACAGCCAACGUAUCGACAACAUCAGUCCCCCGGCAAGAUCACCGGAGUCCUAAAGCCAUCCACGUGGGACCACAGUGCGGCCGACCGCAUGCAGAGACUACUAAACCGAGCAGAGAGGAGGAGGAGGAGGCUGAAUGUCAGAGGAAGUUCACGGCUGCUCCUGUGCCCAGUCACGUGUUCCUGCCCCUUUACCAGGAGGUUGUGGAGGGGAGAGAGCAGGUGAGGAAACAGGGACUCGAGCAGAGAAGGAACUUCCUGGUUUCCAUGCAGAAGCCCUUCAGCUUCAUGGAGGUAGAUGAGAGGAAGAGAGAGAAGCUUGUGGACACGUUUAGCGGUGUCACACAGGACCAGAAAGCCAAGGCUGUCUCGAUCAGGAAACCAAUACCCAAAGCAGUCAUGGAUCCUGCCAUUUCUGAGCGUUUAAAAGCGGAAGAGCUGAACAGGAAGGUCCGUAUCCAGGCUAGGGCCCAGGAAACACUAAGGAAGUCCUUGUGUCCUCUACAGACCCAGAUCGCCUCCAACACUACCCAGCUUCGCAGCUCCCAGCGCACCAAGAGGGAGAUCCUGGCCUUCCUGGAUGAGAAGCCAAGCUUCCGUCCCAGAACCAACUCCCAGGUCCCGGAUUUUGACAGGCUGCACAAGGCCUUCCAGAAAGAGGCCCUGAGGAGUGCAGAGAGGAGAGAGGUGACCAGGUGCCAGCCUUUCCACCUGCGGACAUCCACCCUGCCCACACGACCCAGUAAGGCCAGCCAGGAAAACACUCAGGAGCCCAUAGUCAGUGUUCGUUUAAAGAGAAGUCAUUCGUUCGGCGGUGUGACUUCCCUUUCCACUGACACCCUCCCCACAUACAUCACCGAUGCUGCUAGACAACGCUGCCUGGCUAUUAGAAAGUCGAUGGAGCAAAUUGACAGCCAGAAGCAGGAGAGCGCAGAAUGGAUGAGGAGGCACGAGAUGCGGUCUCAGGCACUGAAGAAGACGGUUAGCAUGCGGGCCAAGGUCAUGGACCCCCACAGCAGCCUGAAAGAUGUGUACCAUGAGAAGCUGAAGCAGCACAAGGAGGCCGACCAGCAAAGGGCGAGAGAAUACAAGAAGGAGCUCCGGAACAUGAAGGCAAGAAUCACGGUGCGUCCAUACCUGUUUGAACAGGUGACGCAGAGAAACGCCAAGGCGGACGUGGAGCGCCGGUACAGAGACAAGCUGAAGGAGGCCGGAGUAAAUGAACAUUUUGUUGCGACAAUGGGAAGAGAGGAAGUGACAUCACUAAAAUCUGACAAGGAAGAGGAUGCUGAUGACCAAAGUGUAGCAAGCGACACCCAGUCAAGGGAAGCCGGAGUCAGCGACGGGGAGAAAAUUAAAGAGGAAGAGGAAGAGAGCGUGAAAACCAAUGAAGAAAAAAGCAUCUAAAAGUUUUCUCAAAUGUAUAUUUUAGUUCUAC